AAAAAUGUUUUAGUUUUUGUUAUAAAAUUUUGUAAAGUGAUUUUUUCUUCUUCACUGAUGUGCGCUAAUGAGGCUGCACUGAUGGGCACUGAUAGGCUUCACUGAUGGACACUGAUGAGGAGGCACUGAUGGGCACUGAUAUGUGGCAUUGAUGUGCACUGGUAGGCACUGAUAGUCACUGGCACGAGGCACUGACGGACGCUGACAGG
Staurois parvus is the source of this 209-nucleotide messenger RNA. NCBI's taxonomy places the organism in Eukaryota, Metazoa, Chordata, Amphibia, Anura, Ranidae. The record is from the annotation of a GenBank genome assembly.